AAUAAAACUUAAAGAUGAUAUGAGUUGAUAAAGGGGAGCUUGAAACUGAUGAAAUCACUUCAAACAUUUCCUAUGGGAAAUUUUGCUCGGAAGUCAAACAGUGUCACGUAACACGGGGUUAAAAAAGAAAGAAAAAAAAAAGUCCGAGUUACCACCCCUCCUACUCCUCCUCCCGGGCUCUCUCUGAUUGGCUGCGAGCCAGAUUCCGAGGCAGAGCUCCGUGUGACCAAACACUUCCUCCUCGAGGUCAGGAAGCGGCGCUAGUUGCCUCCCUUUGCUGCGAGUCCCAGUAAGAGAGCAGGAGGUGACAGCCAGGCCAGUAAGACGGCAGCUAACACAUUGUCACCUUCACGCCUAACUCAUGAGAAAGACCAACUUCUCCACCUUCAGAUGGUUAAAAAACCAGAGGAAAGCGGUGGUCACCACAGUGGACAAGAAGAUACCCAAUGGCAUCCUGGAGGAACCAGACCAAACGACGGUGGUCCUGCUGCCCAGAUCCGCGUCGGCCUCCAAGAACUACCCCCCGCUCGCCAUGGAGCAUCUGGAGGACGAGUACCGGCUCCGCUCGGCCGACGACGGCAAGCUCUUCCGAGAGGAGUACAACUCUCUGCCAGGGGGUAACGCCCAGGGGACGUACGAGGAGGCCAACAAGGACAACAACAAGGAGAAGAACAGAUACCCCAACAUCCUUCCAUAUGAUCACUCCAGGGUGGUGCUGACCCAGCUGGACGGAAGCCCCGCAUCCUCCGACUACGUCAACGCCUCCUACAUCGACGGGUUCACACUCGAGAACAAGUUCAUCGCAGCACAAGGUCCGAAAGAGGAAACGGCUGCCGAUUUCUGGAGGAUGAUUUGGGAGCAAAAAGUGGCGACGGUCAUCAUGCUGACCAACUUGAAGGAGAGGAAAGAGGACAAGUGCUACCAGUACUGGCCGGAUCAGGGCUGCUGGACCUACGGGAACGUGCGCGUGGCGGUGGAGGACUUCACCGUGCUGGUGGACUACACCAUACGCAAGUUCUGCAUCCAAUACCAAUCCACCGACGCCGCCAAGACCACGCGGAUGGUGACGCAGCUCCACUUCACCAGCUGGCCCGAUUUCGGCGUGCCCUUCUCGCCCAUCGGCAUGCUCAAGUUCCUCAAGAAAGUCAAGGCGGUCAACCCGCCUAUUUCCGGGCCCAUAGUGGUGCACUGCAGCGCCGGCGUCGGUCGGACGGGAACCUUCAUCGUCAUCGACGCCAUGAUCGACAUGAUGCACGCCGAGCAAAAAGUGGACGUGUUCGGCUUCGUCUCCAAGAUUCGAGAACAGCGCUCGCAGCUCAUCCAGACGGACAUGCAGUACUCCUUCAUCUACCAGGCCCUGCUGGAAUACUACCUCUACGGAGACACGGAGCUGGACGUGUCGUCUCUGGAAGGACACCUGCACAAGCUGCACAACACCUUCAACACCGGGGACCGCGUCGGCCUGGAGGAGGAGUUCAAGAAACUGACAAACAUGCGCAUCAUGAAGGAGAACAUGAGGAUGGGGAACCUGCCUGCCAACAUGAAGAAGAACCGAGUCCUGCAGAUCAUUCCUUACGACUUCAACAGAGUCAUUCUGUCCAUGAGGAGAGGUCAAGAGUUCACAGAUUAUAUCAACGCAUCCUUCAUAGAUGGCUACCGGCAGAAAGACUACUUUAUCGCCACGCAGGGUCCUCUGUCGCACACUGUGGAUGACUUCUGGAGGAUGGUGUGGGAGUGGAAGUGUCACUCCAUUGUGGUGCUCACUGAGCUCCAGGAGAGGGAGCAGGACAAAUGUUACCAGUAUUGGCCCUCGGAGGACUCCCAAACGUACGGCGAUUACAGCGUGGAGAUGAAGGGAGACGCCUUGUGCGACGCCUUCAGUUUACGAGACUUGGUACUCACCUUCGUGCCGGAGAAGCAGACACGGGCGAUCCGGCACUUCCACUUCCACGGCUGGCCCGAGGUGGGCAUCCCGGCCGAGGGGAGGGGCAUGAUCGACAUCAUUGCGGCGGUGCAGCGGCAGCAGCAGCAGUCUGGCAACCAUCCUAUUGUCGUACACUGCAGCGCUGGUGCCGGGCGGACUGGUACGUUCAUUGCACUGAGCAACAUCUUGGAGCGGGUCAAAGCAGAAGGCCUGCUGGACGUGUUCCAAACUGUGAAGAGUUUACGCAUGCAGAGGCCACACAUGGUCCAGACUGUGGAGCAGUACGACUUCUGCUACAGGGUGGUACAAGACUAUGUGGACAUUUUCUCCGACUAUGCCAACUUUAAAUGAGCAUAGGUUUGCCUUAUAAAUGUUGUCUUUUUGUUGUUGUUGGGUUUUUGGUUUUUUUUUUGUGUGUAUGUAUGUAUGUUCCUUUUCAAAAUGAUCUAUUUUUUGCUAUGCACUUGUCUUAACAUGAACUAAACCUCCAUCUAGGCUGUAUUAUAUAUAAAUAUGAAUAUAACUAUAUAUAUAUAUAUAUACAUACAUAUAAAAUGUGUCCCCCCACAAUUGUACAUGGAAAAAGUUGGUAAUUUAUAUUUUGCAGUAUGUAUGAUGAUUAUUUGUCGGGUUUUUUUUCUGUUUAGUUUCUGUAUAAUAUUGUACUUUUCGUGUCCUUGUAAACAUUUUAAGAGGUUGUACAUGUAUGUAUUUAUGUAUGGAAAGUGACAUUCCAUAUGAGUACACAGCAAGAACGUGUUUUCUUUUAAAUAAUCGAUGAUAAUUCCAAUGUAUUUGUCUACUCUUCCAGUGACGCGGGGCACAUUCCAUUCAACGUACCUCACAAAAAAAAAGUGUAAAAUUGCCAUUACGGGCGCGGACUUUUUGCCCGAGCCACUGCACACUGAGAAAGCACAUACAAAUCUGCCUUUUACCGACAAAACCCCCUGCAACAGUCUUUAAAUGUGUGCCAUUAGUACCCACUUUUUUAAAUGAAGUCUUAAUUAAGAAAAAACCAAGUUCAAAUGCAGUAAGCACGGUCCCUCCCAUGCGACACGCACAGGCUUGGUUUUAAGUGGAACGCAAAAAGCAUUUUUUGGAAGUGACUUUUAAGGUGUCUUAUUGUAAAGCUUCUACGUGUAAAAUAACUUGCCCUCCACAUUAAACCAAACUUUGUGAAUUAUUUCAUGAAA
Molecule: messenger RNA, 3117 nt
Organism: Entelurus aequoreus (snake pipefish)
Lineage: Eukaryota; Metazoa; Chordata; Actinopteri; Syngnathiformes; Syngnathidae
Gene: ptprea
Product: protein tyrosine phosphatase receptor type Ea
Exons: 18
Coding region: 362-2275 (637 amino acids)
Biological process (GO): protein dephosphorylation
Molecular function (GO): protein tyrosine phosphatase activity
Source: RefSeq, a predicted model, not a curated record